AUGAAUAAAGAAAGCCAAGAUCCAACCUCUGUUCAACCUAAAAGUUCAUCAUCUGAUGAAGAAAACCAAGACGAAGACUACUGUCUAGAAGAACAUCAUGAAGAACAGGAAAAGGGUAAAGAAACUAAGAAAAAUAACAAACGCACUCGAUCUACAUUUGAGACGGGAAGAGCUUUGGGUGGCCACGUGAGAACACACAAAAACAAAGGACCUGCCGAUAAAGAUCGUGUACAGAAGGAGGAAUCGAAGAAUAAGGUUUAUAGUUGUGCUCUUUGCCCAAGAACAUUUGAACGUAAACAGAGUUUGGGGGGCCAUAUGAAGUACCAUUCAAACGAAGAUAAGAAAAUGAAAAGCGCUGUAUCUUCUCUGCUAAUGUUGUCUAAAUCUUAUGAUCAGGAUCCUAAUUUCGAUCGUUAG
Molecule: messenger RNA, 417 nt
Organism: Cannabis sativa
Lineage: Eukaryota; Viridiplantae; Streptophyta; Magnoliopsida; Rosales; Cannabaceae
Product: zinc finger protein ZAT1-like
Exons: 1
Coding region: 1-417 (138 amino acids)
Source: RefSeq, a predicted model, not a curated record